This is a messenger RNA of Colletotrichum truncatum, 3381 nucleotides long. RefSeq names its product reverse transcriptase domain protein. The record is from RefSeq and is a predicted model, not a curated record. NCBI's taxonomy places the organism in Eukaryota, Fungi, Ascomycota, Sordariomycetes, Glomerellales, Glomerellaceae. Gene Ontology annotation, biological process: DNA integration. Gene Ontology annotation, molecular function: nucleic acid binding.
AUGAAUUCAACUACGGAAACUGCAAAAUACACACAGCGGCUACAGACUGACAGCGACUGGAACCACUGGUUCAACAACUUACAGAUGCUGGCAAACGUUCAUGAAGUCUGGGACUAUGUGAAUCCAAAAGGAACCAAGAUUAAUACUAAGCCAAGAUUGGAAUUCCCAGACCCAAAAGACCUCAGACAAGAAGAACGAGCAAACUAUAGCAACGUUAUCAGCUAUGGAAAAGCUAUCUAUCAAGAAGAAAAAGACCAAUACAACCAGGUUCGGCGAAGUCUUCUAGAAAUUCAUAGUUGGAUCAUGAACACUGUAGCAGCCACUUAUAUCAGCCAAGUCAGCAAGGAGCAAACAGUCAGGGAUAUCAUAAAAGCUCUUGAAAAACAGCUAGCGCCAGACAACUUUGGGAGACAACAAAUGGUAUUGGAAAGAUAUAACAAGCAUAUGCUAUCAAUCAAAAGAGCAAAACUUGGAGGAUGGCUCAUAAUCUAUCGAGAAAUCAUGGAUGAAGCCCAAACAAUCGGAAUCCCUGCUCUCAGCGAUCCAGUUACUCAAGUCUCUGAGUUCUUGAAAGCAGUCAAGCAAAUUGCACCAGAUUACUACACAUCUGCCUCUUACGACUUCACAAAGCGAUACAAGGAUGACCCAACCUACAGUUCGAUCAGCAAGACUGCUGGAAUUGAGCAAGCUAACGAUUUCCGCAGUUGGGUGAGAACUUUCCACCCAGACUGGCUGAAUGCUGCUCCAUUAAAAGACACGAGUUUCGCUACUUGGCAAGGAGAAAACGAACAAGGAAUAAAACAGGGGGCAAAACGAGAGCAAAAGUGUGCAGCUUGCCCAAACGAAAGUCACCGAUUUGUUGAUUGCAAACAUGCCAACCCUAAGAAGCGAGGCCCAAACUAUCAUGAAGAUAAUCCAGAAAAUAAGAAAGCACUGGAAAGAUUGAAUGAGUAUCUCCAGAAGAAACCACACUUAAAGAGAAUAGUUGAAAAACUACGAAAAGGGGCAAGCGAUCAGCAGUCUCAAAAGUCCCCAGAUCGAGCAACAUCUUCCUCAAACUGGAGAAACACUACACAAUCAUCAUCCCACUAUACUCAAGAAGUGUCUGAUGGAGAAGGAUCACUCUCAUCUUUCGUCACUAUCGUCAAUCAAGGAGAAGCAAGUCUCUAUUCAGGAUUCCCACUGUCAGACAGUGUGAUAGUAGACUCAGGAACAGGAUUCCACAUCUGCAACGACUCCUCAAGACUUCAUGAUCUCGACUACACAGUCACAAAAGACUUCACCACUGGAGGAGGAGAUGUACAUGCAAUUGCGAAAGGCACAAUGAUCAUCAAACCAAACCAAGGCGGCAAAUCCAACAACAAGGAGAUCAAAGUCAGAAAUGUAUGGCUUGUGCCUGGAUACCCAACAUCGCUCCUUGGGACAGAACCGCUGAAGCAAAAAGGGAUCAACUUUACAACAGGAAUACCGGGUCUUAUCGACUCAAAAGGCAGACUUCUAUUCAAAACACCAAACCGAUAUGGUCAAUACAUUAUUGAAGCUGGCCCAGCUCUGCUGAACAAUACCUCGUUCAGCAAUACCGAGAAGACUGUGAGAUUCAGCCCAACCGUAGAAAGGAAACCAACCAAAGGUUUUCAGUCAACAAGACAACCACUCCCAACAUCAUCAGCAGAAGCCAAGUUGUGGCAUGAGAGACUUGGUCAUCCAGGCGCUGAGGGACUGGAACAGCUACUUAAAACAGCUCUUGGGAUACAGAUAAAAGGAAUCACAAAAGUGGAAUGUGAUGCCUGUGCUGUUGGGAAGGCAACUCGCCAAAUUUCCCGCAGAAACCCAGACCAUUGGCCAACUGCUGUAGGAGAUUAUCUAUCUCUCGACUUCUUUACACUUAGCAAAGCAUACAAUGGGGAGAAGGUAAUCCUGCUGGUCAGCGAUGGCUGGUCAGGGUUCUUCUGGAUAAGAACUCUUCGUACUCGAAAGGAGGGACUACAAGCUAUGACAGAAUUAGCAGCAUACCUCGAGAGACAGUGCUUUAUCAAAAUCUCUAUUCUACGCCUAGAUUGGGAGGUUGCUUUACGCAAUGCGUUUGAACUAUGGGCAGCUGUGAAUGGAUAUAUGAUUGAAAGAUCAGCUGAGUACACUGGUGCUCAAAACCCAGCAGAAAGAGCUGGAGGUGCUGUGUUUAUGAUCAUGAGAGCACUUCGAUUUCAAUCUCGCUUUCCUGAAUUGAUGGCACCAGAGCUGGCAAAAGCAGCAGUUUAUCUGUCAAACAGAUUGCCUCGAAGACGCCACAAGUGGCAGACACCAUUGGGGUUGGUCAACACUUGGCUGAACUCUCAUCAACAGUCUACCCACAAGAGGGCUGAAAAGCCACAACUAGCACACUUGAGGCGAUAUGGCUGCAGAGCUUACCCCUUGACACAAAACUACAAGAGAGGAAUAGAAAAGUCAAACAAAACUGCGCCAAGAGCUCAUAUUGGCUAUCUAUGUGGUUAUGACAGCACAAAUAUCUACAGAAUCUGGAUCCCAGCAAUAGGAAAAGUCAUGAGAACUAGAGACGUUACUUUCGACGAAAACACGCUGUAUGAUCCAAGGAUUGAGGAUACCAGCAAGUUAAGCCAAAUGGAACUUGAAUUCCAGUUCACAGAAAUGGAUAUCCCAUUCACAAAUCCAAUUGAACAAGACCUAGACACAGCUGGCUGGGAUGGAGAAGAUUUCAGCGAUAAUAUUACCGGGCCACUACCCGCCUCGAAUCCAGCCGCUCAAGAAACAACACCGGCAACACCGAUGCAGGAGAAAGAAUCAGGGGAUUUUCAAUUACCUACACCCACUUCUCUAUCACCAACAGUACAGCUGUCAGAUUCUCAAACAACUGAGGGGGUGAGGGAGACUCCAGAAACUCCAGAAGUAUCGCCAACUCCAGAACAAUCGGAUCAAAGUGAGACCAUAGAGGAAACCUCAACAGACCGACUCGAACUACAACAGACACCAGUCAUAGAAUUGGAACCAGAAGAAAUCAUACCACAAGAUUCCUCCACAGUAAUCCCAAACAUAGCGAGAAGGGGAAGACCUCGUGGCAGCAGAAAUCACAACAUCUACAAUCGAUCAGCCCCUCUUGGUCAAACAAAUCAACAGCCACCAGAAGCAACAAGAUCAUCACAAAGACUGAGAAGAGCAAGAGAAUCCCACUUCACACUGCAAUCUACGGAUACAGUAAAAGGAAGAGAUCAAUGGGAUGCAUCAGCAGAUGAUUUAGGCAAUCCACACCAAAAGACACUUCCACCAGUUCCAAAGAAUUACAGUGAAGCGAUCAAACACCAAUACAGUCACAAAUGGAUUGCUGCAAUGAAUAUUGAACAUUUGAUCGAGAAGAACGCAGUAUGA